Molecule: messenger RNA, 666 nt
Organism: Necator americanus (New World hookworm)
Lineage: Eukaryota; Metazoa; Nematoda; Chromadorea; Rhabditida; Ancylostomatidae
Exons: 6
Coding region: 1-666 (221 amino acids)
Biological process (GO): transcription by RNA polymerase II
Cellular component (GO): nucleus
Molecular function (GO): transcription coactivator activity
Source: RefSeq, a predicted model, not a curated record
AUGCCUAAAAAGUUCGCUACCGAAAACACAAAGGCGACGGCAGCCCGAGAACGGAAAGCUGCAGCUAAAAAAGACGAACAAGAGCGGAAGCAAAAGGCAGUUGAAGAUGCAUAUUGGGCAGACGACGACAAGUUGGUGAAUAGAAAGUUGCAGCGCAAAGAUGAAGAGGAAAGGAAGCGUGCGGAAGCAUUGAGACGCAAAGAAGAAAACCGAAAACUCGCUGAGGCGGAGAUGAGCGAGCUUUCUUCGAAGGCAGCUGGGUCUCAGCCUCAAAAGGUUACAAGAGCUACAAUCGAUUCGAGAAAGGAGCUUGAGCUUCGUUUGCGGAUGGAAGAGGAGAAGCGACUGAAACUCGCCGCAGAGAAAAUUGAGGUGGUCGACCAUCUCGAAGAGAACCUGAACCAGUUAGAGGUGGGCACGGAAUCAGCUCGAACAGUUUCUGAAGCUAUUCAAAUACUCGGAGGAAGCAAUGAAGAGAUUGAUAAGCACCCUGAAAAGCGAAUGCGAGCCGCUUACCUUGCUUUCGAGGAAGCUAUGCUGCCGAAAAUGAAGCAGGAACAUCCAACGUACCGACUUUCUCAGCUGAAACAGCUUCUCAAGAAAGAAUGGCAGAAGUCACCUGAGAACCCAUUGAACGCCAAACUCAUGGCACUUUCCGCCAAAUAA